This is a messenger RNA of Phragmites australis (common reed), 2113 nucleotides long. RefSeq names its product protein NRT1/ PTR FAMILY 2.13-like. Bases 79 to 1950 code for a protein of 623 amino acids. The record is from RefSeq and is a predicted model, not a curated record. Gene Ontology annotation, biological process: transmembrane transport. The transcript is spliced from 3 exons. Gene Ontology annotation, cellular component: plasma membrane. Gene Ontology annotation, molecular function: transmembrane transporter activity. Lineage: Eukaryota; Viridiplantae; Streptophyta; Magnoliopsida; Poales; Poaceae.
CCAAGCAUCUGACCGAGCUUCGGAUAAUAUUGUCACCUGCUCGAUCAACCAGACGAUCAACAGGCCCUAGGUAUAGAGAUGUGCGAGGGUGGACGGCCGGAAGCAUCCAUGGCCUCCGGCCCGCGGCGGCGGCCAGGCCUGAGCGGCCUUACGGAGGAAGAGGCUGCGGGAGGCGGCGGAGGAGCGGAGGCGACGCGGAGGAGGCCGAGAGGAUGGCGAGCCGUUGGCUUCAUCAUUGGGGUCUUCGCGGCAUCUAUUAUGGCGUCCAAUGCGUUCUCCAUUCCCCUCACGAGUUACCUGAUCAUCCGUUACAAUAUGAAACAGAAUGCCGCGACAAACUUGAAUAACAUCUUUUCUGGCACGUCCAAUUUCUCGCCCGUCGUUGGAGCCUUCGUUGCCGAUGCAUUAUGGGGCAAAUUCAGAACCCUGCUGUUCGGAAUCGUAUUCGGAAUCAUUGGGAUGGCGGUCAUCACCCUAUCGGCAACGGUCCAUCAGCUCAAACCGCCGCCGUGCAGCGCGUUGGCCCGGCAAGCCGGCACGUGCGUCGGUCCGUCGGCGCUCCACCGCGCUGUGCUCUACGUCGGCAUGGGGCUGAUCGUCGUGGGCUGGGGCGCGGCGAACCCCACCAGCCUGCCAUUCGGCGCCGACCAGUUCGACAAGAGCAACGAGCGGCACAAGGUAGGGCUCACGCGCUACUACAGCUGGUACUACGCCAUCGUCAUGAUGGCCUCGUUCGUGGCGCUCACCGUCGUGGUGUACGUCGAGGUCAAGGUGAGCUGGGGCCUCGGCUUCGCCAUCCCCACGGUGCUCAUGCUCGUCGCCUUGGCCGUGUUCCUCGUCGGCACCAAGGUCUACGUCAAAGUGCCGCCCGAGGGCAGCGUCUUCACGAGCGUCGCGCGGGUGGUCGUCGCGUCGUGCCGCAAGUGGAGGCUCCAGCUGCCGCACCUCGACGACGCGCGGCGGCAGGAGGAGGUCCUGUACAACCCUGAUCCCGCAGCGGGGAACGGCGGCCGUGUGCACAGGUUCGCUCUCACGUUGCAACUCAGCUUUCUGAACAAGGCGGCCAUCGUGACCGACGCCGACGAGAUACGGCCCGACGGCUCCCCAGCGAGGCCGUGGAACCUGUGCAGCGUGCAGCAGGUCGAGGAGGUGAAGUGUCUCGUCAAGAUCAUCCCCGUGUGGAUCUCCGCAAUGGUGUGGUUCACCGCGGUGACGGAGAUGACCAACUACACUUUCCUCCAGGCUUUAACCAUGGACCUCCACAUGGGCAGGCGCUUCACCAUCCCGCCGGUCUCGAUCAUCGCCGUAUUCUACCUCUGCAUUGCGCUCUUCGUGCCCGUCUACGACCUGCUCAUAGCCCGCGCCGCGAAGUGGGUCACCAAGGCGGAAGGCGGCAUCACUUUGCUUCAGAGGCAGGGCGCCGGGCUGGUGGUCGGCUCGCUGUCGUUCGUGGUCGCGGCCGUCGUGGAGCGCAGGAGGAGGCGCUCCGCGCUAGACCACGGCGACGGCAUGUCCCCGCUGUCCGUGUUCCUUCUGGCGCCGCAGCUCGCGGUGAUGGGCGUGUCGGGCGCGUUCAGCAUAGCGGGGCAGAUGGUGUUCUACAACACGCAGUUCCCGGACCAGAUGCGCUCGCUCGCCAACGCGGCCUUCUACUGCUCGCAGGGUGUCAGCAGCUACGUCGCCAUCCUCGUGGUCAACAUCGUGAACGCGAGGACUAGGCGGCACGGCGAGUCCGCCGGCUGGGUCAGGGAUGACAUCAGCGCCGGGAGGCUCGACUACUUCUACUACACCAUGGCCGUGCUCGGCGCGGCCAACUUCGUCUACUUCCUCGUGUGCGCGCACUUCUACCGGUACAAGGUCGAGCAGGGUCCUGACUCUCCUGCUGGACCUGAACCUGCACGGGACAGUGCUUCGACAAGCGGUAGUGAGGCCGCGCUCCUAGAGACGUAGUAUUUCCCCUACUGGAUGGGUCAUGGGUGCAGUACAUAUUCUCUUCUAAUAAAGUAGCUGGCUCUAGAUCAUUCUUUGUAUGUAGAAUCAUUUCUUAACUUGCUAGAUGAAAUAAAGAUGCCAUAAAAACAGCCAACAGAUCGAGCUUACACUUUACACCCCU